Messenger RNA from Salpingoeca rosetta, 2632 nucleotides. RefSeq lists its product as uncharacterized. NCBI's taxonomy places the organism in Eukaryota, Choanoflagellata, Craspedida, Salpingoecidae. The record is from RefSeq and is a predicted model, not a curated record. Bases 109 to 2577 code for a protein of 822 amino acids. The transcript is spliced from 4 exons.
UAUCAAUCGUGAUACAGAUGGCGUUGGGAGGUAUUGAACAACACCACAAGCCGCAGCGGAACGUGAGCUCUUCCCGCCAAUUUGAACACCCACACCACUGCCACGAAGAUGAGGGGUGGAAGAGUGGGAGAUGUGGUGACAAUGGACGCGGUGAAGGCACUUGGUUGUCACAAGGCUGUGAUGAUCUUUGGCCCCCAGGCACAUCGACGCAGCAUUCAAGGGACGCUGGUGGCUCGCAGCGAAGAAUCACGGGGAAGAUGGGUCGUGGAGUGGGCCGAACAGGACAUUGGCCGCGCUGGCAUGCGAACAGAAGUGAGUGCGCGCUCGUUGCAGCUGGCGCAAGCGCCACCACCGCCGAUUGGACGUGUCGCCUCAACCCCAAGUGCACCAGCGCCACCCUCCACGCAUGCCCCAAGCACUGUGACACCCGACAUGCCGCCUGUGCCACCCCAGGGCCCAACGUCCCCCACAUCUCAUGCAGCACAGCCAGCUUCAUCGUUGGAUUCCCCACGCGCAGCCGAAGCCGUUCAAGCGCCACCACCAGCCCCGGAAGUGCACCCACCCUCCAGUAUUGUCCCCGCGCAUGCCACAAGUUCUCCCGACAGCAUGGUGCCGCCAACUCCACCCGACCCCGCAGCUCUUCCUGUCAGCGGUCCCGAUCACACGGCACCACCCCCUUCCUCACAACCGGCCACGACAAUGUCACCCAGCCUUCCACUCGACCCUCCCGGUGCCGCCGCAUCCGCGAAUGACACAGUGGUGAAGCAUGGUGUUGUGUGGACUCGAAGGCACGACACUGUCACACUGACAGGCCCGGCCCACCGUGAGCAACACCGCUUCUCGUCGGGACUUGAUCUUCUGACAGCUGCAGACACGCGCGAGCCACUCCACUACUUUCUGCACAUGAUGCCACUACAGUUCAUCCGCGAAACAACCGAGUUCACGUCGAGAACGUUGUUUCAGCAACGCCAACGUCCUUGCACGGAACAUGAGGUCCUCAAGACAAUUGGGCUACUCGUGGCGUGCUCCGUCUCCGGCAUGUCAAACCUACGCGAGAACUGGAGUGGAGGUCACAUGUUCAAACCCUCCCCACGGCUCGGCGACCUUUCUGGGAUGGGCGUUCGGAGGUUCGAGGCGAUCCUGGCGGCGCUCACAUUCUCUGAGCGCGAAGCAACGGACAACGGGUUCAGAGCCUUUGCUGACCCUCUCAUUCACAUGUUCAACACCCAGAGAAGGCGCAUUACCCCCGGUCACUUCCUGGUGAUUGAUGAGUCGAUGUCAGGUUGGCUGGGUGGCUGGGAAUCGGAAGGCGCGCCACCUCACCGAACCUACAUCCCUCGCAAGCCUGUACCCAAAGGGAUGGAGUUGAAGAAGUUGGCGGAUGGCGAGACAGGGAUCAUGCUCCAACUCGAACUCCAAGAAUCCAAAGAUCAUAUGUACGACUGUGAUUACGCUGCCUUUGGCAAUGCAGCUGCAUGGCCUUUGCGAUUGACAAAACCCUGGCAUCACACUGGCCGCACUGUCCUGGGCGACUCUGCGUUCGCGAGUGUUCAAACCGCACUUGCUCUCAAGCAGCACGCAGGCCUCGGUUUCAUCGGCGUGGUCAAGACAUCAACACGCUCGUUUCCUCAGAAAGAGCUCGAGGAAUGGGUUGGCGCGCAUUCCGGCGAGGAAGCGACAGCGACAGCCAACGUGCAAGGGGUUCCACUGAUCGCACAUGUUUGGAGAAACUUUGCUGCAAUCCGGUUCGUCGCCAGCUGUUCAUCGACCGAGCCGGGCGAACCCGCAAGGAAGCGCGCAAAGACGUUCUCAAGUGGCAACUCGAGCACCAGUGAGAGCGCUAGUGGCAGCAUCAUCGGCGUUGAAAGCAACAGCGACACCAACCGUGCCACCGAUCCGCCACAGCUUGACUCUGCUGCUGGUGAUGAUGAUGAUGAUGAUGAUGAUGAUGAUGAUGAUGAUGUUGAUGACGGCAGUACCGAGAAUGAUGCACGCAGCACCUCCGAACGUGUAAUCAGACGCAGCACACUGGUUGCCAAUUAUCAGAAGUACUCGAACACUAUUGACGUCCACAACCACAGAAGACAGGCGUGCCUUGGAAUUGAGCGACAUUGGCGAACCCGGCAGUGGAAGAAUCGCUUGUUCUCGACCAUCUUAGGUAUGUGCGUCGUCGACGCCCACCUCCUGUAUCAGCACCGUACAGGCGAGCGCCUGUCUACUGAGGCGUUCGCUGUGCGGCUUGCUCAAUCCCUCAUCAACAACACACUCAGUGGCCACGACGAGGGCCGGCCAGCGCGACGAAGGCGCCAGCUUGGCGUGCGGUCAACAGUGUCCCGUCCCACUCGUGUGCCCCCACAACACGUGCUUGUACCGCUGCAGGAGCUGCCCGAAUAUCAACGCAGUGGUGCAGCCAAGUACCCGCGUCGGCACUGCUCAGAGUGCAAACGCCUCACCCUCCUGUUCUGCUUGUACUGCCAUGUUGUACAUGCAAAGGUUGUCCCUGUGUGUGGCACCAACCACCACACCUGCUUCAUCGCGCAUGCCGACCGAGAGGCAGACGAUGACGACGCAUUUUAGAAUUGUUGACAUGAUUUCAUGCGCGAACAGAAAAAUGGAGUAAAUGUUCAUGGAA